Molecule: messenger RNA, 1882 nt
Organism: Quercus robur (English oak)
Lineage: Eukaryota; Viridiplantae; Streptophyta; Magnoliopsida; Fagales; Fagaceae
Product: polyadenylate-binding protein RBP47-like
Exons: 6
Coding region: 164-1543 (459 amino acids)
Cellular component (GO): cytosol
Molecular function (GO): mRNA binding
Source: RefSeq, a predicted model, not a curated record
ACCAUUUCACAACUCCUCUUUUGGUCUCUCUCUCUCUUUCUCUCUCUCUCUCUGUCUCUGUGUCUCUCUCUCUCACAGACCCAAAAAACCAAAACUUUAACAAAGAGGGAGAGAGAAACCAAACCCAAAUCCCACAAAACCUGAAACUUUGAGCAAAACCCAUAUGGCUCAACAACAGACCAAUGGUUCUGCUGAUAUAAAUACACAGCCACAGCAGCAACAACAGCAGCCACAACAACAGCCACAGCCACAACAACAGCAGCAUCAACAGCAGUGGAUGCAGCAGCAGCAGCAUCAGCAGCAACAAUGGAUGGCUAUGCAGUAUCCGGCGGUGGCGAUGGCGAUGAUGCAGCAACAUCAGCAGCAGCAAAUGAUGAUGUACAAUUACAUGCCUUAUGCUACUGCAGCUGCUCAUCCUUAUCAUCAUCAGCAUCAGCAACAACAGCAAGUUCAUGUUCAACAACAACACCAUCAGAAUCAGAAUCAGGGUCAGAAGUAUCAGAAUCAGAAACAACAGCAACAGCAGCAGCAGCUGGGGUCCACUGAAGAGGCCAAAACUAUUUGGAUCGGCGACCUACACCAUUGGAUGGAUGAAACUUACCUCCACACCUGCUUUUCUCAUACUUCUGAGGUCUCCUCAGCAAAGGUCAUACGCAAUAAGCAAACUGGUCAAUCAGAGGGAUAUGGUUUUGUUGAGUUCUAUUCUCAUGAAACCGCUGAGAAAAUUCUGCAGAGCUAUAACGGUACAGUUAUGCCAAAUACAGAGCAGCCCUUCCGUCUAAACUGGGCAACCUUUAGCGCUGGUGAUAAACGAUCAGAGGCUGGAUCUGAUCUAUCCAUAUUUGUAGGGGAUUUGGCAACAGAUGUAACUGAUACUAUAUUGCAGGAAACCUUUGCUUCUAGAUAUCCAUCUGUUAAAGGAGCAAAAGUGGUUUUUGAUUCCAACACUGGUCGAUCAAAAGGUUAUGGUUUUGUUCGGUUUGGUGAUGAAAAUGAGAGGUCAAGGGCUAUUACUGAAAUGAACGGCAUGUAUUGUUCAAGUAGGCCAAUGCGUGUAGGUGUUGCAACUCCCAAGAAAUCAUCUGGAUACUCUUCACAAGCUGUGGUUUUGGCUGGUGGGCAUGCAUCAAAUGGUGUUAUCACCCAAGGCUCCCAAUCUGAUGGCGAGUCAACUAACACAACCAUAUUUGUUGGAGGGCUAGACUCUGAUGUCACUGAUGAAGAUCUUAGGCAGCCAUUUUCUCAGUUCGGUGAGAUUGUCUCUGUGAAAAUACCAAUUAAAAAAGGAUGUGGGUUUGUGCAAUUUGCUAACAGGAAGAAUGCUGAGGAUGCAAUGCAAAGCUUGAAUGGGGCAGUCAUUGGCAAGCAAACAGUUCGUCUUUCUUGGGGCCGCAGUCCAGCAAGCAAGCAGUGGAGAGAUCACAGUAACCAGUGGAAUGGGACACAUAAUGGAGGCCAAGGCUAUGGUGGGUAUGGAUAUGCUGUGCCACAGACUCAGGGUCUAGGCAUGUAUGCUACAGCUGCUGUUCAUGGAGCAUCCUAAUAGGGCGGGUGUGGCUAUUACCAACGACAGGUAUUCUGAUAUCAUGGGAGUGGUUUGUUAUUUAGUAGUCAGACAAGAUUGAAGUAGGAUGGCUUAAGCUGCACUUCCUGUAGCUGGAUUGAAUUUUGAUUUCUUGGUCUUGUUUUAUGGUUGUAUUAAUACUUUAUUUAUGAUUUUGGGUCUUUGUGGAAAGAUAACUUGAUGGAUGGAACCCUUUUUUUUUUUUUUUUUUCUUUUCUUUUUGGGGAAUAUUUCAGAGUUAAACUCAGAGGGAGGGAAAUUCCAAAUGAUUUCAAACACCUAUUGGGUCGUCAGUAAUGCAGCAGAGGUCUUCUGAAA